AUGAAAGCUAUAGGAGCCACUCUCCUCGGACUGGCAGUGGCCGUCCAGGCUCAGCAACCGUUGUAUGGCCAAUGCGGUGGGAAUGGCUGGACGGGCUCAACUCAAUGUGUCGCCGGCGCAUGCUGCAGCUCUAUAAACGCCUGGUACUACCAAUGUCUCUCUGGCAACUGCAUGCCCAGCACGACUAUGACAACCACCACUACACGCACAACCUCGACAAGCACAUCCGGCGCGACAGGAAGCCUGCCCACCAGUUUCAAAUGGAGCUCGACCAAUGCCCUGGUUGGUCCCAAGAACGACGGCCGCAACCUUGCGGGAAUCAAGGACCCCUCUAUCAUAGAGGUUGACGGCACAUACCAUGUUUUCGCCAGCACUGCUCAAGCGUCGGGCUAUAAUCUAGUGUACUUCAAUUUCACCGACUUCAACCAAGCGGGGAAUGCGCCCUUCUUCUAUCUUGACCAGAGUGGGAUUGGGACAGGCUACCGCGCUGCGCCCCAGGUCUUCUACUUUCAGCCGCAGCAGACGUGGUACCUGAUCUUCCAGAAUGGAAAUGCUGCAUACUCCACCAACAAGGACAUUAGCAAUCCGGCUGGGUGGAGUGCCCCUAAGAACUUCUUUAGCAGCGUUCCUAGUAUCAUCACUCAGAACAUCGGCAAAGGUUAUUGGGUGGAUAUGUGGGUUAUCUGCGACUCAUCCAAUUGCUACCUCUUCUCUUCUGAUGACAAUGGCCACCUCUACCGCUCACAGACCACUCUGAGCAACUUCCCCAACGGCAUGGGCAACACCGUCAUUGCACUCUCUGACUCAAAUCCCAACAAUCUCUUCGAAGCUUCCAAUGUGUACCGCGUCGGCAAUCAGUACCUUCUCAUCGUGGAAGCCAUCGGGAGUGAUGGGAAUCGGUACUUCCGGUCGUGGACGGCACCUUCUCUGACGGGUACAUGGACUGGACUUGCAAACACUGAAGCUAAUCCAUUCGCGCGUUGGAAUAACGUGGUCUUCUCCGGAACUGCCUGGACGAAGAGUAUUAGCCAUGGUGAGAUGGUGCGCUCGCAGGUGGACCAGACUAUGACCAUCAGCCCGUGCAAGCUCCGCUACCUCUACCAAGGUCUGAGUCCGACGGCGUCGGGUGAUUAUAACUCUCUUCCCUGGAAACUGGGUCUCCUUACGCAGACCAAUUCUGCAUGUUAG
Aspergillus lentulus is the source of this 1188-nucleotide messenger RNA. It is a transcript of the gene abfII, whose product is annotated as putative extracellular glycosyl hydrolase/cellulase. Gene Ontology annotation, biological process: L-arabinose metabolic process. Gene Ontology annotation, cellular component: extracellular region. Lineage: Eukaryota; Fungi; Ascomycota; Eurotiomycetes; Eurotiales; Aspergillaceae. The record is from RefSeq and is a predicted model, not a curated record. Gene Ontology annotation, molecular function: alpha-L-arabinofuranosidase activity; cellulose binding.